Messenger RNA from Calypte anna (Anna's hummingbird), 387 nucleotides. Its product is annotated as Bardet-Biedl syndrome 4 protein-like. The transcript is spliced from 5 exons. Gene Ontology annotation, molecular function: protein binding. Gene Ontology annotation, cellular component: ciliary basal body. The annotation marks the transcript as partial. Gene Ontology annotation, biological process: cilium assembly; protein localization to cilium. Lineage: Eukaryota; Metazoa; Chordata; Aves; Apodiformes; Trochilidae. The record is from RefSeq and is a predicted model, not a curated record.
AGCACCGGAGUUACCAGUCCUAGAGAGGAGAAACUGGUUGAUCUAGCUGCUGUAUGUUCUCGAAGACUACACGGAGUGUAAGGCUGUCAUCAAGGAGCAGCUCCAGGAGUCCUACGGGCUGUGUGAAUAUGCAGUCUACCGUUCAAGCUUUGAUAUUUCGCUUGGAGGGAAAAAUUCAGGAAUCUCUUGAACUUUUUCAGACAUGUUCCAUUCUGAACCCUCGAAGUGCUGACAACCUCAAGCAGGUGGCACGAUCUCUGUUUCUUUUAGGGAAGCACAAGGCAGCCAUUGAAGUAUACAACGAGGCAGCUAAGCUCGAUGAAAAGGACUGGGUUUUCUCCAGAAAACACAGACCUCCUUACGACAUUGGGGUUGCUGUACUUGCAG